AUGCCGGGCUCCUCCCUCUGGCUCGUCCCCCCACCAACCCACCCCCUCCACGACAUCCUCACCACCCUCAUCACCCGCACCCUGCCCGCCCGCUUCCCACUCGAAACAUCCUCCUCGCCCGCCGUGGCGCCGCACUUCUUUGCGCCACACGUCACACUCACAAGCGAGAUCGCGCCGGCGCAGUACAACGACAACGGCGGGCCGCAGGCGUGGUUGGACUCGCUGCCAUUCCCUUCUUCUUCUUCUUCUUCUUCUUCUUCUUCUGAUGGGGCGGAAGGGGAAGGAGAAGGAGGGAGCGGGAGCAGUUGUCGGGCGAGGAUUCGGUUUGAGCGGGUGGUCAGCCAGGACGUGUUUUUCCGGCGGUGUUUUGUCAGGGUUGGGUGGGACGAGGGGGUGAGGGUGCUGGCGGGGAUCGCGAGGGCGAAGGGGGUGCUGGGAGAGGAGGUGGAGGUGCUGCCCGGUGGGCGGGUGAGGUUGCAGGAGGGGACGGAGAGGUGGUUGAGUGAGUGGCGAGAAGCGUACGGGCCGCACCUCAGCCUGAUGUAG
Molecule: messenger RNA, 546 nt
Organism: Thermothielavioides terrestris NRRL 8126
Lineage: Eukaryota; Fungi; Ascomycota; Sordariomycetes; Sordariales; Chaetomiaceae
Exons: 2
Coding region: 1-546 (181 amino acids)
Molecular function (GO): cyclic-nucleotide phosphodiesterase activity
Source: RefSeq, a predicted model, not a curated record